GCAGGCGGUGUCUGCAGAAAGAGAACCCUCCAGUCUGAUCCUCGAUCAUUCGGGUGGAGCCACAGACAGCUCGGUGACCUCCCACCGUCGCCAGUCCUCCGUAUACGCGCGUGUGGAUGUGUGGAUGUACGUGUGGAUGUUUUUCUGUCCUUGUGUGUGUGUGUGUGUGUGUGUGUGUGUGUGUGUGUGUCCGGCCCACCAGACCAUCUGUCAGAGGGUUCAGGUCAAACUGGGACUGGCGUCUUCCUAACGAAGCUGAUUGGGACUGAGUCUACAGCGGCACUCUGGACACGGUGGUGGACUGGAUUUACUGUAGAACGUGGAGAUCAGUAAAGGAAGAAGAACCUGUUUUGCACUGCGCUGUGAAAAGAUCUCCUCCUGCGUGGAGCUUUUGGCGCCAGCUGCGAUGAUUCUGGCCACGUUGAAGGGCGUUGGGAAGCAGCUCCUCCGGGUGAAGGUUGUGGACUGCAACGCGGACGACUCGCGCCUGUCUCGAUGCCUCAACACGUUUGACCUGGUGGCCCUGGGCGUGGGCAGCACGCUGGGCGCCGGCGUGUACGUGCUCGCCGGCGCCGUGGCCCGGGACAGCGCCGGACCUGCCAUCGUCCUCUCGUUCCUCAUAGCUGCCCUGGCCUCGGUCCUGGCCGGACUGUGCUACGCCGAGUUCGGAGCCCGCGUCCCCAAAACUGGCUCGGCCUACCUCUACAGCUAUGUGACGGUUGGGGAGCUGUGGGCCUUCAUCACAGGCUGGAACCUCAUCCUCUCCUAUGUUAUCGGAACUUCGAGUGUGGCGAGAGCGUGGAGCGCAACCUUUGACGAGCUGAUUGGACAGCACAUUGAAGUUUUCUGCAGACGCUACAUGACCAUGAAGGCCCCGGGCCUCCUGGCCGAGUAUCCAGACAUCUUCGCUGUCUUCAUCAUAAUAAUUCUGACAGGACUGCUCGCGUUUGGAGUGAAGGAGUCAGCGAUGGUAAAUAAAGUGUUCACCUGCAUCAAUGUGCUGGUGCUGCUUUUCAUGACCAUCUCUGGCUUCGUCAAAGGAAACCUGAAAAACUGGAACUUGAACCCUGAAGAAAUCCUCAACGGCACCCACAACUCCAGCCUUAAUAUGUCUGGCUCCUUACCUUCAGAAGAAAGUCUCGGGGACGGCGGCUUCAUGCCUUUUGGCCUGAGCGGAGUCCUCUCUGGUGCCGCCACCUGUUUUUAUGCCUUCGUAGGCUUUGACUGCAUCGCCACUACAGGAGAAGAAGUGAAGAACCCUCAGAGGGCCAUUCCCAUCGGGAUCGUGGCCUCCCUCCUCAUCUGUUUUGUGGCUUACUUCGGCGUGUCCGCAGCCCUCACUAUGAUGAUGCCUUACUACUUGCUGGAUAAGAACAGCCCCCUGCCAGUGGCCUUUAAGUAUGUGGGCUGGGAGGGAGCCACGUACGCUGUGGCCAUUGGAUCUUUAUGUGCCCUGUCGACCAGUCUGCUAGGCUCCAUGUUCCCAAUGCCCAGAGUGAUCUGGGCCAUGGCAGAAGAUGGCUUGCUCUUCAAAUGUUUGGCCAGCAUCAGCCCACGAACCAAAACCCCCCUAACAGCUACAGUAACAUCUGGUGUUGUUUCAGCUGUGAUGGCCUUCCUGUUUGACUUGAAGGACCUGGUUGACCUCAUGUCCAUCGGCACUUUGCUGGCCUAUACUCUGGUGGCUGCCUGCGUGCUGGUCCUCAGGUACCAGCCUGAACAGCCCAGUGUGGCCUACGAGAUGGCCAGCACUCAGGAUUAUGAGUCUUAUAACGAUGGGAACACUGACAUACUACCACAGCCAGAGGAUCGCUUCACCUUCAAGAAUCUACUUACCCCUUCCAACACAGAUCCGUCCCCCCUCUCUGGGUUCGCCGUCAACAUAUGCACCAGCAUACUUGGUGUUUUGGUGUGUGUCUUCAGUGUGGUAGCGGUCCAGGGAGGGCUGGCCGCCUGGUCGCUGUCUGUCCUCUGUGUUCUCAUGGCCGUGUGUCUGAUGGUCACCUUUGUUGUGUGGAGACAGCCGCAGAGCAAGGCCAAGCUUGCCUUCAAGGUUCCACUGCUGCCCUUUGUCCCAGUCACUAGUAUGUUCAUCAACGUCUAUCUGAUGAUGCAGCUCGACAGAGGAACCUGGAUGCGCUUUGCCAUCUGGAUGGUCUUAGGUUUCUGUAUCUACUUUGGCUAUGGUAUUCGCCACAGUGCAGAGGCAGUGUUGACCACGCCAACCUGCACGAUAAAGGGAGAGCCCAUGACCACGGAGAAGGAAGCCUUCCUACACGACACACAGAACGCCACCAGAGAGGACGAGGAAGAGGACGAGGAAGACUCCUGAGGAAACGGGAGGUUCACUAAUCCUCUCUAUUUCUGUUCUGUUAAACUCUCUGAAAUAGCUGCAGGUCCAGGAGACGUACGGAGACACUUACCCUCCAAUCAGAGCGUUGACGUGUUUCCUUUUUCCAGACACAACUUUGAAUGAAAGUAGAAAGGGUAAUUAGAUGUAAAGCUAGGCAAACACACUUUAAAAAGAUAGUUUGGAUACAUCUUAAAACCAAUAUUUCAUUUCAGUGAUAUUUUUCUAUGUUUUUUUAAUUCUAGCAGCCAAAGGCAAAGCACAAGUUGUUUUAAACAAAGUUUUUUAAGGUAUCGGGUGUACGUAUGUCUAUUUUUAAAGAUCCUUUUGGUUCCUUCGUCCGCAGCAUAUAUGUGCAUUAGGAGGCACAGUGCCCGCUACUGUGUCCACAUCCCUUGGGAGAUUUCUUUUUAAAUCCUUUAUUUCACACAUUCAUUAAUUAGAAGAAUACUGGUCUGGGACUGCCAGGGACUUGUCAAAUACUGAUGCUUUGUCACGGCCCUCGGGGUCCGCACAAGGUACGUACGUGCCCUCACGUGCACUCUCAUGCACGCGCAGCCGGACCAGCUAUCCCUGCGGAAAACCAGCGAAGCCUGGAUUCCAACACACACACAGGGAGUGUGACGUCACUCUCUGGCCAGGACGCCAUCAUUGUUGACUGCUUCAUUCUCGUUUUUGAGUACAGCCCCGUUAAUUCAGACAAUCAGCAAAUAAUACUUCUAAAACUCAGCUGACAAGUUCACUGUAUAUCUGAUUCCUUUUUGUGUCGUACGUUUACCUCAAAGGCACAACUUUGCACGUGGAUAUUAUUUUAUAUUUUGCUCCUGAGACCAUAUCCUGUGUAGAAAGUUCAACUCCGUACCUGUGUUUUACAUUAACAGUAUAACUGAGAAUGCAGCUCUGGGCUCUGAAUAGGUGCUCUGUGAUCAGUGUUCAUCAGUAUUCAUACGUUCAUCUUCUAAACGAUUGAUGGUUUCUUCACAGAGAUCGAACACACCAGUGCUGUCUCCUUUAGGGAACUUUGUUAUCUAGCCAAAGAAAAAAAGCUGCUAAUGUGAAAUGAUUUCUCAGAUACUUUGGAGGAUGUAUUUUUAAAGUGCCUUUUUCCCCAAAGGAAUUCCACCUUUAUAGAGAUAUCGCUUUAUUGUCAGCUUGAAUUGCUGAACAAAGUUCAAUUCUGUAAAUAAUGUACACUUUGGAUUUAAUUAAUGGACACUUUGGAUUUGAAAAGCAUAUUAUAUAAUAUAUGAAUAUUAUUAAUUAAUAAUAUAUCAGAGACCUUUCACCUUAGCAGACCAUUUUCACGUUUUAGUUUACAUACGUCUGAAUGAGAUGAAGAACAAUCAAUCGGUGACAUUGAGCACCUCCCGGUUUCCAUAGUGAUACAUUAAUACUUUAUACUCGGCAGUAAUCCAUGUGCCAGUGCCUCUGCCUGCCAGGCAGGAUGGGAGGAUUAAAGAAAGGAGGGCUGAUUGCGACAGUGUGCAGAUUCCCAGGGCAGCUAAAACCUGAACGCGGCAUCUCAAACGGUGUGUGUUCACCAAAGUCUGAAA
Etheostoma cragini (Arkansas darter) is the source of this 3903-nucleotide messenger RNA. Its product is annotated as high affinity cationic amino acid transporter 1-like. Gene Ontology annotation, cellular component: plasma membrane. Gene Ontology annotation, molecular function: amino acid transmembrane transporter activity. The transcript has 13 exons. Bases 407 to 2332 code for a protein of 641 amino acids. Gene Ontology annotation, biological process: amino acid transport; transmembrane transport. The record is from RefSeq and is a predicted model, not a curated record. Lineage: Eukaryota; Metazoa; Chordata; Actinopteri; Perciformes; Percidae.